Molecule: messenger RNA, 1533 nt
Organism: Chanos chanos (milkfish)
Lineage: Eukaryota; Metazoa; Chordata; Actinopteri; Gonorynchiformes; Chanidae
Gene: mb21d2
Product: Mab-21 domain containing 2
Exons: 2
Coding region: 7-1533 (508 amino acids)
Source: RefSeq, a predicted model, not a curated record
GCGAAGAUGGCGGCCCCAGCCCUUAACAGUCGGGCCGGAUCCGCCGGCAGUCUCGGGAACAGCCCAACAUCAACACACAAUUCUGCUUUCAACAACAAUAAAAUCAUCUCGUGCUACCCCGAUCUCGACUUCAGGUCCGGCGCAAGAAUCGAGGAGCUGAACAGACUCAUCCAAGAAUUCAGUAAACACGACCAGAGAGAAUAUGACGACCAGCGGGCGCUCGAAAUUCACACUGCCAAGGACUUCAUCUUUUCCAUGCUCGGUAUGGUGCAGAAACUGGACCAGAAGCUGCCAGUUGCCAAUGAAUACCUGCUGUUGUCAGGUGGUGUGCGGGAGGGUGUGGUCGAUAUGGAUCUGGACGAAAUAGGCAUUUACAGCCGUGGCACUGACUUUGACAUGGCCUUUACACUGCUCGUACCAGCCCUGAAACUGCACGACCGCAACCAGCCUGUCACGCUAGACAUGCGCCACUCUGCAUUGGGUCACUCCUGGCUCAGUCUGCGCCUCUUUGAUGAGGGUACCAUCACCCGCUGGCGGGACUGCUGCACGCUGGCUGAGCAUUUAAACGGUGCCACCAAUUAUUUCUUCUCUCCCACGCUGGUGGCGGAAUGGUUCCAAGAGGCUGUGGCACUUGUACUGGCUGAAUUGCGCCGCAAGCCCCAGAGGGGCACACCAAAAGUGGAGCGGGUGGAGCGUCAUGGUACUCUGUUGUCCAUGGUGCUGGGUGUGGGCGGUAGCCGUAUGCUGUACGACAUCGUGCCUGUGGUGUCCUUCAAGGGUUGGCCAGCAGUGGCCCAGGGCUGGCUGAUGGAGAACCAUUUCUGGGAUGGCAAGAUCACAGAGGAGGAGGUGAUUAGUGGCUUCUACCUGUUGCCCACAUGCUCCGCCGCAGGCUGCCGUGACAACGAGUGGCGGCUGUCCUUCGCCCGCAGUGAGGUGCAGCUGAAGAAGUGCAUCGCUCCGGGUCUCAUGCAGGCUUACCAGGCUUGUAAAGCAGUCACGUCCAGGCUUAUGGAGCAGCCAGGGGUGAUCAGCCCUUACCACUUGCGCAGCCUCAUGCUGUGGGCGUGUGACCGCCUGCCUGCCAGCUACCUGGCACAGGAUGAUUUUUCUGCCCACUUUCUGCUGGGCCUGCUCGAUGACUUACAACACUGCCUGGUCAACAAGACCUGUCCCAAUUACUUCAUCCCACAGUGCAACAUGCUGGAACACUUGUCGGAUGAGACGGCAAUGCAACACGCCCGAGUGCUGGCCAUUGCGCGUUCUGACCCGGUGGAACACUUGCGGGCCGCCAUAGAACAGGUGAAAGCGGCGAACCGGCUGACGCAGGAGAUGCAGCGGCGAGGGAGCUCCUCUGGGCUGCCUUCGCCGCAGUCUGAGUCCGGUAGCGCCGACCAUCAGCAGCCGGACGAUCGACUAGCGAAGAAGCUGCAGCAGCUGGUGACGGAGAAUCCAGGCAAGUCCAUCUCUGUUUUCAUUAACCCAGACGACGUCACAAGGCCUCACUUCCGCAUCGACGACAAGUUCUUCUGA